CCGCCCCGGGCCGCGCCCCGCUACAGCCCGUGCUCGCUCGAGGGCGCCUACGAGCCCGGCGCCGCACCUGCCGGGACCGCGGACUUCGGCUUCCUGGGGCCAGCGGCCACCUACGAUUUCGCAGGCGCCCUGGGGCGCCCAGCCGACGACAGCGGGGCGCACGUCCACUACGCCACCUCCGCGGUCUUCUCGGGAGGCGGUUCUUUCCUCCUUAGCGGCCAGGUGGACUACGCGGCUUUUGGCGACACGGGCCCCUUCCCCGCGUGCCUCCGAGAGCCCGCGGACGGCCAUCCCGGGGCCUUCCAGACCGCAUCCCCGGCCCCCGGCGCCUACCCCAAGUCCGUCUCUCCCACAUCUGGCCUCCCCGCCGCAGCCUUCAGCACAUUUGAGUGGAUGAAAGUGAAGAGGAACACCCCGAAAAAAAACAAACUCGCAGAGUACGGAGCCGCCAGCCCCGCCAGCGCGAUUCGCACGAAUUUCAGCACCAAGCAACUGACAGAACUGGAGAAAGAGUUUCAUUUCAAUAAGUACUUAACUCGAGCCCGACGCAUCGAGAUAGCCAACUGUUUGCAGCUGAAUGACACCCAAGUCAAAAUCUGGUUCCAGAACCGAAGGAUGAAGCAGAAGAAAAGGGAACGAGAAGGACUUCUGGCUGCGGCCAGCUCGGUGGCCACCCUCCAACUUCCUGUCUCAGGAACCAGCCCCACCAAGUGUGGCAGGAACCCGGGCAGCCCUUCCCAGGCCCAAGAGCCUUCCUGAGGUUCAGUCUUGAGGUUGAAGAGCCUUGGUCGGCAGAAGUCACCCCUAACCCUCUAUAGAUUAGCAGCAGGGUUUGGGAUGGAGGUGGGCGUGAGCAAAAAUUAGUAAACAUUUCACUUGGAAAGGAGCUUCAGUAUUUCAGUCGGCUCCUGGGUUCCAGACUGUGUGUGUAUGCGCAGAUACUGAUUUGAUACCUUUUAAGCCAUUUGUUUGCAUUUUAUUUGUGUUUUACCAGGGAAAAUAUGCCCCCACCUGCCAGGCCCACUCUGCUGCUGUUGCCUAACUUAGUCAUAUGCAAUUCUUGGGUGCAGAGUGGCAGAUUAUUUGAGUUCUGUCAACCCUCUGCUGUGUUCAGAAGAGUACUUGCCCAGAAGUAUUCCGAUUUUAAUUUACAAGAUAGGCUGCAUAUAUUCAGCUUCCCGAGUUAGGGUUCCCUUGCUGUCGCCAGGCUGCUUCAGUGAUGAUCUGUUUACACACUUGCACUUGAGUUUUAUUUUCUUUGAAAAGCAGUUUCUACCUCUCCAUGUGCCUGAGUGAAGAUACAAUCGCUAGUUAGUUAGUAGCUGAAUACAUUCACAGGGUGGGCAAGAUUAGAACCUGAACUACCCCUUGACAUCAGUUACUCGAACUUGAAUGUAAAUAUGUACAGUAUGUAUAUUUUUAAAAAGGCUUGCUUGCAACAAACUUAUAUAUGACAUUUAAUGUCAUAGCAUG
Octodon degus (degu) is the source of this 1473-nucleotide messenger RNA. It is a transcript of the gene Hoxd1, whose product is annotated as homeobox D1. Gene Ontology annotation, biological process: regulation of transcription by RNA polymerase II. The transcript has 2 exons. Lineage: Eukaryota; Metazoa; Chordata; Mammalia; Rodentia; Octodontidae. The annotation marks the transcript as partial. Gene Ontology annotation, cellular component: nucleus. Gene Ontology annotation, molecular function: DNA-binding transcription factor activity, RNA polymerase II-specific; RNA polymerase II cis-regulatory region sequence-specific DNA binding. The record is from RefSeq and is a predicted model, not a curated record.